This is a messenger RNA of Leucoraja erinaceus (little skate), 3593 nucleotides long. RefSeq names its product ribose 5-phosphate isomerase A (ribose 5-phosphate epimerase) (gene rpia). Gene Ontology annotation, molecular function: ribose-5-phosphate isomerase activity. The coding region runs from base 28 to 837 and encodes 269 amino acids. NCBI's taxonomy places the organism in Eukaryota, Metazoa, Chordata, Chondrichthyes, Rajiformes, Rajidae. The record is from RefSeq and is a predicted model, not a curated record. Gene Ontology annotation, cellular component: intracellular membrane-bounded organelle. The transcript has 9 exons. Gene Ontology annotation, biological process: D-ribose metabolic process; pentose-phosphate shunt, non-oxidative branch.
GGGAGGGAGGGAAGGAGAGGAGUGGCGAUGUUGCAGGGGCUGCUCCGGCUCCUAACCUUGGCGCAGAGGCUGGGGGGAGGCGCGGAGCUGCACAGGUUGACAGUCAGCAGCAGGAAGUUCAGCGCAGGCAUGGAGGAGGAGGCGAAGCGGAAGGCUGGCUACAUGGCCGUGGAUAACCAUGUGCAGAAUAACCAAGCUUUGGGUAUCGGGAGUGGAUCGACAGUAGUCUACGCAGUGGAGAGAUUAGCUAAGCGGGUUCAAGCUGAGAAUCUGAAAGUUGUGUGUGUACCUUCCUCCUUCCAGGCUCGCCAACUGAUCCUCCAGCACAAUCUACAUCUCAGUGACCUGGACAGACACCCUGAGCUUGAUGUCGCCAUUGAUGGUGCAGACGAGGUGGACUGUAACCUCAACCUCAUCAAAGGUGGAGGAGGCUGCUUGACUCAAGAGAAGAUUAUUGCCGCCUGUGCAAAGACGUUUAUUGUCAUUGCUGACUAUAGGAAGGAUUCCAAAAGCCUGGGUGAGAAAUGGAAGAAAGGUGUUCCAAUUGAAGUCAUUCCGAUGGCUUGUGUUCCAGUGACCAGGGCCAUCGUCGCUAAGUACGGAGGAAAUGCCGCGCUGCGAAUGGCAGUCAGCAAAGCUGGACCAGUGGUGACGGAUAACGGGAACUUGAUCCUGGACUGGAAGUUCUCUAAUAUUUCCAAUUGGAAAGAUGUCAAUGUGGGCAUUAAAAUGAUCCCAGGAGUGGUGGAGACAGGUCUAUUCAUCAACAUGGUAGAGAGAGUUUACUUUGGGAUGAAGGAUGGCACCGUCUUCUCCCGGGACAGACCGUCACACUGAACAAGGGAGCACGAAGAACAAUGACUUCCCUCCACUGUGAAGAUCACUUUGCCUUAAACUUUCUGAUUUCAAUCCUCAUUGACUUUAUCUGCCAAAUAUUUUAUUUUUGAAGGUUCUUUUGUUUUUAUUAUGCAGCCUCUUAUAUAUCUUCAGCCCUUGCUGCAAUAGCUGUUUACAGCUGCCUUACUCUGAGUUAUUCUGCCCAGGUGGGGACCCCGCAGAUUCCUGCCUCAGCUCCCAUGCUGUCGAUUGGCCUACACGACCCAAGAAUGAUUGUAGGUCAUCUCUCUGAGUUUGUCAUGUGAAGAUUACAGCACAGGCAGAGAUGUACCCGACCCCUCCCCCACAGCAGGCAGGCGCCCUUGACAAUCCUUCCAACAUACCAACCGUCCUUAUGAACAUUGAACUCUCCAAAGUGCCGGAGUAACUCAACGGGUCAAGCAGCAUCUCUGGAAAACAAGGCUGGGUGACGUUUCAGGUCAAGACCCAAGACGGUUGCAGAGCAGUAGAGUUGCCUUAGGGUCCCAGGUUCGAUCCUGACUACGGGUGCUUGUUUGUACAGAGUUUGUACGUUCUUCCCGUGACUGCGUGGGUUUUCUGCGGAAUCUUCGGUUUCCUCCAAUUCUCAAUUUUUCCAACUUUAACCAACAGGGCCUUUGUCGAUCAACAUGCCCCAUCUACACUAGACCCACCUUCCUAUGUUUGGCCCAUAUCCCACUAAAGCUAUCCAAUCCUCGUACUUGUCCAAAAUACAUUUCAACAUUGUGAUGGUAUCUGACUCAUCUACCUCUUCCCAUAUACGUACUGCCCUUUGUAUAUUAAAAAAAGAUUUCCCCUCAGAUUCCCAUUAAAUCAUCUCCCCUCACCUUAAACCUCUGUCCACUGGUUCUUGAUUGUCCUGCUAUGGGCAUCGCCCUUUCCAGCUGAACAACAUAUUUCCUUUAAUAGGGUGACCAAAACUGAACACAAUACUCUAAAUGUAGCCUCACCAAUGUCUUGUAGAAACCACAACAAAACAUCCCCCCACUCCCCCAUUCUCCCCAAAACACCCCCUUUCUUUCCCUCCCAUGCCUCCACCGAGUCAUGGCUGACCUUACCUCCACCUACAUUCUUAAAUAUUUUAUACCAAUCCUCCAGCUCCACAGUUCACAAGUCUAAUCCUUUUGUCUCACACCAUAUGUGUUCAUCUCUAGCCUUUCAAUCCUCUCCCCUCUGCCUGCAUUCACCUAUGAUCUGCCAUGUUUUGUCCUGUUCAUCUAGCUUUCUUCCCCACCCCGGGAAAUCAGUCUGAAAAAGUCCUGACCCAAAACAUCAUCAAUCUAUGCUCUCCAGGGACGCUGCUCUGACCCGCUGAGUUACUCCAGCAUUUCAUGUCGACCCAGUAGACCUUGUUGGCUGCCUUCUGGAGAGGAGGCAAUGAAAUGCACAGAUGGUCUGCUGUAGAGUGUGCUCUUCACUAUACAUAAGUUCUAUGAGCAGAAUUAGGCCAUUAGGCAGAAUUUGGCCGUUUUGCCCAUCAAGUGUACUCCGCCAUUCAGUCAUCGCCAAUCUAUCUCUCCCUCUCCACCCCAUUCACUUGCAUUCUCCCCAUAACCUCUAACACCCAAACUAAUCAAGAAUCUGUCAAUCUCUGCCUUAAUAAUAUUCAUUGACUUGGCUUCCAUAGCUGUCUGUGGCAAUGAAUUCCACAGAUUCACCACCCUCUGACUAAAGAAAUUCCUCAUCUCCUUUCUAAAGGUACAUCCUUUAAUUCUGAGGCUAUGACCUCUGGUCCUAGACUCUUCCACAAGUGGAAUCAUCCUCUCCACAUCCACUCUAUCCAAGCCUUUCACUAUUCGGUAAGUUUCAAUGAGGUCCCAACCACUCAGGCCCAGUGCCUUCAAAUGCUCAUCAUCUGUUAGCCCAAUCAUUCCUGGGAUCAUUCUUGUGCAUCAACACUAUCAUCUGGUCUUGCAAUGCCUGUGGCCCGCUUCAGACCGCAGGUCCGGGUGGAGAUAGAAUGAGGGUGGGAAGUGCCAUGAUUUAAGCCAGGAGCAGGGACUUGAGUGCAGAUCACAGCCUGUGUCCAUUCCACGCUCAGUUUUCCCAGUGAGCUCUCUGUCUGUGUUUGCCAGGUGCUAGUUCGUGAUCACAAAGUGAAGGAUAAAAAACGGUCUCGGUUUAGGGAAGUGUUUCCAGCUGAUGAGACCACCCCCCAGGACUUGAACAUUUCCCUGUAUUCCCAGGACAAACGAGCAUUUCCUACCUCUAGUUCAUUCCUCUCCCCCUCCCCCCUCCCCCCCUACUUUCAGUCUGAAGAAGGCACCUGACCCGAAAAGUCACCCAUCGUUUUUCUCCAGAGAUGCUGCCUGACCCGCUGAGUUACUCCAGCACUCUGUGUCUAUUCCCAGGACAAACACCAGUUCACUAAAGGCAUUAGUGGGACCCUGGCAGAAGGGGGGUAUUUAUUUGUCCGCAACACACGUUGACUACUCUGAACCAUUGAUUGCUGGCUUGUUAUUAUGAGACUGACAUAUUAUUUACGGUUGUUAAUGUCGUUCUCCUGGGCUCAGCCCAACAAUUGCCUUAAAAUGACCAUUCGCCAUGCUCCUGCUCGGUUUGAUGGCAAUGUGUUUAAUGUUUCUGUUGGCUUGUUCAACCUAAAGCUGACUGGUGGUGGGCAAGUGUUUUGGAGCUUCCUGGUUAAUCAAUUCAACACAGAACAAAAUACCUUUUUUUAAAAUGAAGAAAUUGAUAUAAAUACAUUGUUUUGGAGA